Messenger RNA from Penicillium atrosanguineum, 831 nucleotides. RefSeq lists its product as uncharacterized. Bases 1 to 831 code for a protein of 276 amino acids. The record is from RefSeq and is a predicted model, not a curated record. Gene Ontology annotation, cellular component: mitochondrion. Lineage: Eukaryota; Fungi; Ascomycota; Eurotiomycetes; Eurotiales; Aspergillaceae. The transcript is spliced from 2 exons.
AUGCAGCAUAGAUCCGAGGAGCGUCAAGGCUGGAACAGCUCUCUCAUCAAGCGCCUAGCAGGCGAUCUUGGUGCUGCAGCGGUGUCCGCUACAUUGGUAGCUCCAGCUGUAACGAUUAUUGACCGGGCACUCGUUGAGAAAUCGGCAUCGAACCAGCCUCUCAUCCGCGGUCUUCGGAAACAUGCACUCGCUGCCCUCAAACAUCCUGCACGAUUUGCCUUUCAAUUACCGUUCGGCAUCAUAUGGGCCCUUUAUGGAGUAACAUUCACGGUCGCGAAUGGAGCGGACACAAUCAGCCACGAACUUAAAGCGAAGGCGACGGGGCUGAUCACAUUUCUGUCAACAACAUUGGUGAAUGUCCCGAUGGGAGUGUGGAAGGACAUUCGCUUUGCCCAAAUAUUCGGAUCAAAUGCCACGGCUGCCGGAGUCACGCGACCUCCGUUGGUGCAAAAUCGCAGUGUCGCGCGAGCAGCAACGGCCAUCUUUUUACUACGCGAUAGUGUGACUAUCUUCGGUUCGUUCACACUGGCACCUCGACUGUCAGAGAUGAUACCAGAUGAUCUAGCUUCUCACCCACAUACAAAGCCCAUUAUAGCACAGCUGACAGUUCCUGUCCUGACUCAAUUGGUUGCAACUCCUCUGCACUUGUUGGGUCUCGAUUUGUACAUGCGACAGCAUCAGGUACCGCUCGUCGAUCGAGUAGUGCAAUCUCAGAGAUAUCUAGCUUCGUCGACCGUGGUUAGGUGUAUUCGUAUCAUCCCAGCUUUUGGGUUUGGGUGUCUUGCGAAUAUAGAGCUACGGUCCUUUUUUCAAAGAAACUUCAAAUCCUAA